This is a messenger RNA of Amoebophrya sp. A120, 9879 nucleotides long. NCBI's taxonomy places the organism in Eukaryota, Dinophyceae, Syndiniales, Amoebophryaceae. The record is from the annotation of a GenBank genome assembly.
CUGCAUCUAGAUCUAUUUCCAUUCGUCGUGUUACAACUUUCCUCUCCCGUGAACAAGAUUAGGAGUGGCGACCCAGGAAGAUGGGGAUCGCACUCGGUUACAAGAACAAUGGUGCCGCUACAAACAGGAUGGCUGCAGGACGCUUGUCUGAUCAACAUCGUCGAGCCAUCGAACGAGUUAUUUUGAGCGCGGCGCCAUCAACAUCGUCCGGGAGUUCCACCUUUGGUUUUUCUGAAAGGCGUCGCACCAGUCCUUGCGGCGAUAUUGUUCGAACAAAAGACUGAAGGAAACGUCAAACAAUUAGUUUCUUGAACGACCUGGGGCUGGGAAGCAGUUGUAUUACGACGUAAGGAGCCACUUGCUCCAUCACGACGACACCACGAUCAAAGCCCUGAGGAUCGAUCCUACAACACGAGUAGGACGAGACAGUGGCGCAAUAGUGUUGCAUGGACCACGAGGAGCAGCGCGCGGUCGCCUUGCUCGUCCCGUAAAGUUCUUUUUACAGGAUUCUUCUCUUGUUCAUCUCGUGGUCGUUGAUCAAAGCUGUCGAAAGCUGUCGUCAUGUCGGAGAAAUUCUGGGUGCCCCACAAGAGCCUGGUCUUCACGCCAGGCUUUGUGUCGGAAGAAGGCGACGGCAAGACUACGUACACGUGCGAUAAUGGAGACACCGUCGUCUUGCCCACCUCAGAAACUCUUGGGGUGGUGCACGAUGAGCACCUGCAAGGCGUGGGCAAUAUCGUUUCCAUGGAAACGGUUUCCCCUGGGGCUAUUCUGGAAACAUUGAGAAAAAGGUAAACUAUCGUAUAAAGUGAAAAAAUAGAUAACAAGAUGAAGAAGCAACUUCCACUGUGUUAUCUGCAUGAAAGAGUUACCUGUGCUUGUGCGGAAUAAAGAUAAACCAAUCGCUAUAAUCGCACGAAAAGUUUACAACUUUCACGAAAAUCCAGGUACGCUCGCGACGAGAUAUACUCGAAUGUGUCCUCCAUCGUGAUUGCGGUAAACCCGUUCCAGAUAUCGUACGAAAAAAGUGUUUCACUGUAAGGAUUUUGCAGGUUUUGCAUCACAGGUUUGCUCUACAUCACAGAGAAAAUUUGCCAUGCGAGAUUCCUAAGGGAAAACACAGCCAGAAAUCCAUUGUCUUGCAUGUGUAGCAAGACAAACACUUCUCAGAUGCACUUUCUGCAUCACAAGUUCACAGUGAAACAGUUUUUUCUUGCGAUACCAGAUGCUCAACCUGUACUCCUCGGAAAUCGUGGAUGUCUACGCCAAAGCGGCGGACUAUGGAAGCGUCAGGAUUGAAAUCGUCAAGGUUGAAAUAGUUUUAGUUUGUGAUGCAUAAAAUGGAUGCCAAUUGAAGCCCAGUUUCCAAGUGGCGCAUGACAAACUUGGGUAGAGCCUAAAUCCAGUUUGUCAUGCUGUUUGGGUAAAUGCGACGCGUUUUGUCAUGCUACUUUAGCAGCUCUAUUUCUACACCUCAACAGGCUUACAAUCUGCCUCCCUUGCGUCCUCUGCAAUAAAGACAGUUUUUGCGUUGCAUUUAAUGCAUGACAACUUUGUCGAUUUCAAUCCUCCUGACACAUCCAUACGGACACCACGGAACUUUCGCCGCACAUUUACUCCAUCGGCGCGAACGCCAUCCAGGGGCUCUUUGACUCGGGUAAGGACCAGGCGAUCCUGAUCUCCGGCGAGUCCGGUGCGGGGAAAACCGAAUCCACAAAGACCGUCCUCGGGUACAUUGCCGAAGUAGCGGGCAGCCGGGCGGGUAUCGAGGCAAAGAUCCUCUCUACAAACCCUCUCAUGGAAGCCUUCGGAAACGCAAAAACUUCAAGAAACAACAACAGCUCCCGGUUCGGAAAGUGGUGCGAGGUACUUAUGCUUACGCACUGGUAGCGAGUGCCGCUUUUGCUGUCGAAUAUGUAACUCCAGAGGUCACAUUCUUCCUCUUUUGUUUGUCUAUACAAAAAGAGAGAAUCAAGAGCGCCCGAGCAUGAGAAUAUGCUUGGAAGAUCUACUUGCACUUAUAUUCAUCUGAAAAGUGAGUGACGCUCUCCUUUGAUUGUACUCCUGUAACUGCAACAACUUCAGGUAAAGUUCGAUACGAACCUUUCCAUUAUGGGGGCUUCGAUCACCGAUUACCUUUUGGAGACGACGCGCGUGAUCGACCAAUCCUCCGUGGAGCGCAACUACCACAUUUUCUACAGCCUGCUCGCGGGUGCGGGGAGCAGCAGCGACGAGUUUCAUUUGGACUCGGACAACCCGAAGGACUACCAGUGCCUCAAGAACGCCUGCACGAACGCGGACGGCAUCAACGACGCGGAGGACUGGGAGCAGCUCCAGUCCGCACUGCAGGAGCUCGGGUUGUCGUCGAAAGAGUGCCAGGCCAUGUUCUCCAUCGUCGCGGGUCUCCUCCACAUGAGCAAUUGCGUGUUCCAGGACGCGGAGGUGAACGGGGGCGAGGGGUGCAAAAUCCAAGACGCCGAGGCUUGCAGCAAGGCCGCCGCGUGCUUUUCGUGCGACAGUGAGACGUUGCUCUCGUCGCUGGCCUUCAAACGAUUGGUCGUCGGGAAGGACGUCACGCACGCGCCCCAGCCCUCGGCGAAGGCGCACGUGUCCAGGGACGUAACCAUGAAACUCUUCUACGGAAAGCUCUUUCGCUGGCUGGUGCAGCGGCUCAACGUCACGCUCGUGGCAGACACAGGUAGAGAAGUUGAAGUUCUACUAAGGUGGUGGAUUGGCUUUAUCGAAUAUCAUUUGCCGCUCCAUUUUCGUUUUCCGCACAACGAACUGCUUGCUCAUUUUCUGCAGUUGUUCUCGCGUCUACUUGGCAGAAUCAAAAUCUACGAUUUCACCACCUCUUGCUGUCAACAUGCACAAAUACUGAAAAUGCAGCCGGCUCCUCAAAGGAAUUCCGGCGCAUUGGGUUGCUCGAUAUCGCCGGUUUCGAGCAUUUUGAGCACAACAGCUGGGAGCAGCUGUGCAUCAACCUGUCGAACGAGUGCCUGCAGCAACACUUCAACGCAUUCGUCUUCAAGACCGAAAUGGCCGAUUACCAAGCGGAGGGGGUCGCGAUAGACGAAAUCAAGUUUGCAGACAACGAGGACAUCCUAGAGUUGAUUCAGGGCAAAGCGGGCUUGAUGUCUUUGCUGGACCAGGAGUUGUCGGUGCCAAAAGCGACUGACAAAACCUACGUCGCGAAGUGCACCAAGGCUUUUGGCGGGACCCCGCCCGCCGGUUCCUCGGACUCUACGCCGAGCUCGUCGUCGUCCUCGUCGUCGUCCAGCAAGGCUCGCUACAAGCCGAUGCGGCACGCAGACAGUGUGGAGUUCACGCUGGACCACUAUGCGGGCGAAGUGAAGUACAACUGCACUGUAUCAUUUGUAAAAACGUCCCCACCUCCCCAUAGUUGUCAUGCAAUUCUGCAUGCCAAAAAAGUUUCUCAUGCGGAGCCCUAUGAGAAGCAUUUGCUGUUCGUGUUUCGGAAUUUGUGAUGCUAGAAUCAGCAGGCUAUGCUAGAUCUGUGAUGCUUCUGAACUAGCAAAAAAGGAUUACACUACGAGGACAAACUUGUCAUGCCAAACAAGCAAAGCUGGUUGAUUUGUCUAGCAGAUUUCGCAUCUUGACUCUGGUGUGGGGACGUUUUUACUCAGGAUACACUGGGUGGCUGCUCAAGAACCAGGACACGCCGCCCUCCGAGGCCGUGGACCUGAUGAAGCACAGCAACAACCUAUGAAAGUGCACAACUCCCCCUCCCCCUCAUUUGUAUAGCAUGAACGGCAAUACAAGCGUCAGCACGAGUGGCGGUUUUGCAUGACAAACUUGCACAGGACGAGUGUAGUACUAUUUUUUGGGCUUCCGGAGUCUGUCAUGCAAACAGUGCCACAAGGCAGCGCCUGGAUUUGAAGUUUAGCAUGACAAAUGAGGGGGAGGGGGAGCUGUGCACUGUCAUACAACCUGAUCCUCCAAAAAAUCGGGCGCGACAUGACCGAGGAGCAGGAAGCCGCGUCCAACGCCGCGGGGCGCGGUCGGGGGCCCGGGAAGAAGAAGACGGUGGCCAUGAGCUUCAAGGAGUCCCUCAGCCUGUUGAUGGACAACAUCCACAAGUCGCAGCCGCACUUCAUCCGCUGCAUCAAGCCCAACGCGGACAAGGUGGCCAACAAAUUCGUGCCCAACAUGGUAUACGAGCAGCUUAUCUACUCGGGCGCUAUGGAAGCGGUGAAAAUCCGGCAGCAGGGGUAUCCGCUCCGCAUGCCGAUCAAGGACUUCCUCGGGCGCUACCAGUGUGUCGUCCCCUUGGAGUUGCGCAAAGAACUCGAGGGCAAAACCGGGAAACCGAUCUCCGCACCAGAAACACUCGCCCUGGCAUUUGAGAAGCUGCCAGUGUUGCUCGGGGAUUGUACUUACUACUGCUUCGAAUUUUUAUCCGGUCUAUGUAAAAAUUUUGUGAGACUCGCAUUGUGUUCAUCAUCAUUAUCGCGAUUUUUGUUUCGCUCUUUAUUCAUCUCCAUCUGGUCAUGUUAUGUGCUUGUGACCUAGUAGCUACAAGAAAACAUGACAGCCCGCGUGCGCGCGAAGGAUUUCCAAAUGGGAAAGACCAAGGUUUUUUGUAAGUCCGCGGCGCAGAGGGCGCUGGAUACCGCGAGGCGGUUUGCCUACACGGGUGUGGUCACGAAGAUUCAGCGCGUGUACCGAGGUUUCGUUGUGCGGAAACAGGUAAAAGCGAGCCAAAAGUACCAGCGCGACAUUUCUGCCUACAUCAACAAGCACAAGUUGUACCAGGGCGAAAACCAGCACGGAUGCGUGGUGUUCGGUGCCCUCCAGGGCUUGCAGUCGGAGAUCGAACAGUGCAACGUGCUGCUCGCCCGGGCGUACAAGGCCUACCCGGUGCCACCCAUGUGCAAAACCCUGGAAGAGCUGUUACACAAGAUGCAGCAGGAGCGCGACCUCUUCCAGGGACUGCCGAAACUGCUCAAGUCCAUGGACUUCGUCGAACUCGACCAGGCGCUGGCGGUCUUUGCGAAGCUAAAAAUCAAAGCGUCAAAGGAUUUGGACGAAAUCAAAUGGCGGGCGUCGCAGAUUGCCAUCCAGACGCCGCUCAUCAACGCUUUGCGAAGUAUCGACGCGGCGGAACCAAUUCCAGUUGACAACGAAAAGGCGAUUUUGUCCGUGCGCAAUCUGAUAGAAACCUGCCAGCAGUCAGGCUUGGGGGAGGACGCGUAACAUCAUCCAUACGAAUCAAUUUUUGGUUUUACAUCGAGCAUGAACGUAGGAGAAAAAACUUCAAAUUCCGCUCUUCGUCUUCAUAUUCAUUCUCGGGAACAAUUGUAGUUGCUCGCCACUCGCUGGUGCUGUCGUGUAAUAAAGCGAAAAAAAUCGAUUGUUACAGGUCAAAGUGGCUGGAUCCCGAGGCACACAAGCUGUAUGUCACGGUUGCGAAGUUGCACACCGAUGUGUGCUCGCGAGUGGAUGCAGCAAAAAUCGAGCAAGCCCGCCGGGAUGCCGAGGAGGCUCGCGCCGCGGAAGAAAAGCAACGUCGCUCCGAGCUCGAAAAACAAGAACAGGCUGCCGAGGCCGCCGGUGACAGCCACGAAGCGGCCAAGAUACGGAACACGAUCAGGAGGAUGACGCGCAGCAGCCGGCACAUGACUGUCACAAAGAUGACGCCCAUGCAACAAGACCAGGUUUGUGGUUUUGAGUACUUCUACUUGAUCUUGAUGAACUUGAGGGUACUUCUCCCUUGCCAUGGUGUACGCUUUGUUUGUCUGCGUACGUGUUUCGUUGAUGGUACUUACCCUGCCAUGCACACACCUUCCCAUCAGCACCACGUGCAUUGGUGCCACUGCAUGAGAAAUACGCCAUUAACAUUCGUUUGCAACUGACACCAGAUUUGCGGGCGUCUCGCGGAUGCCGUCGCGGAAAUGGACCAGAAAGCCCUGAGUACCUUGCUGGAGUGCGCCGUGUCGAAUGGUAUAGCCGCCUCCGAGCUGGAAGAAGCCCGCGCCAUGUUCCGGAAUUUGCAUUCCGAUGAAUUUGUCAAAGAGGCGCUGCAAAAGUGCUACGACGAAUACAAGCAAAACUUUUGUUCUCCCAGUGCCAGCCCGGAAAAGUCCUCGUCAUCCUCCACAAGCUCUUCUAGUCCGAGCAAAAUGAACGGCAUCCGAGAGAAGCAGCUGCUGGUGAAAAAAGCCGCGAAUCUGCUCCGGGCCGGUAAGGGUAUGGACCUGGAUCGGGAGCUGUUGAUCGAAAUAGAGAAGUGUGUGCGCAAAGACCAGGGCAGACGAGGCACCAUGUUUGGGAAGGACGCUACGCAGCGCGACCUGGAGACGGCCAUCUCGGUGUACGGGGAUUUGGCGACGUGCCCGUUGUGCAACCCCAAGGUGGUGCGCACGCUGCGCCUGGAAGACGGGCGGGUCUUCCAUCCCAUGGACAGCGGCGGCAUUCUGUCGUGGUCGCGCUCCAAACUUCCGUAUUAAAUGUAAAAAUGUCUCCUGGGUCUGGAAGAAUGCGCGAUUUGUCAUGCAGCUUCUCCAUGACCCAUGAAGUCUGGAAUGCAGGACCUAGCAUGACAGAUUCUGUGCGAUCUCUCUCAUGCCUAUCCUGCAUGAGAAACUCCCUCCCGACUUGGUCAAAACUGGACGACUUUUGGCAGUCAUGCAAUACAGAUUUUUGCAUGCUCUAGAUUUAGCAUGACAAGUUGCAUUCUUCCCGACCCAGACAUCACUUUUACAUUUGAUAUUCCGGGACCCCUCUCCAUCCUGCCGGAUACCUACGCGCAGGCGGCCAUGUCAGUACACCGAAAUAUUCUCGGUUGGAUGAAUAUGGAAGCGUCAGGAUUGAAAUCGACAAAGUUGAAAUAAUUUCUCAUGCAGAAACUGCAAGGCAUGAAGUGCCUGUCUUGCCGGGAUGGCAAGUGAGGCAGAUUGUGAGCCUAUUUAGGGUUUGGGAUAGAGCUGCUAAAGGAGCAUGACAAAAGCAGUCUUCUGUGCCAAAACAGCAUGACAAACUGGAUUUAUACGGUUGCGAAAUUUGUCAUGCGCCGCUUACAAAUUGGGCUUGCAACUGGUAUCGAUUUUAUGCAUUACAAGCUAUUUCAACUUUGUCGAUUUCAACUCUGACACUCCCAUAAUGAACGACCGACCGGUAACGGAGGCGAAGCGCAUGCCGCUCGCGUACGCCAUCGUGUUCAAGGCAAAAGGAGAACCCAUCCUGCGCACGGAAAUCUACCUGCAGCUGAUGAAGCAAAUCAACAACAACCCAAAUCGAAGAAGCGAGCUGCUUGGUUGGAAGGUAUUUCAAAUUGCGCCUGCGUUACUUGUGAUUUAAGGAUUUAUCGAUCUGUAUCAAUCUGUAUGCAUUUUUAUUUGCUCCAUCCGCUAGAAAGGAAAAGGUAUACCGUAGUUCUAUUUGAAACGCAACGACGCGUGCUGCUGUAGUUAUAGUUUUAUUUGUUAGCACAUGUGGUCUAAAAGGCCACGACGUCCAAGGGGCUACCUUUUGUAGCCCUCACGCAUAGUUGCACUUUUCGAGGAGAAGUGCAAGAAUUCCAUUGGUAGUGAACAAAUUUUUUUUACGUAUGAAAGACACUCGCGGUGAGAAGUAAAAGUUAGUAACACAUCAGUCCAAACGUAAUGCAGCGGCAGCGCAGAAUUUUUUUUUUACCAAACAUCAAAUUAAUUUCGUCCGAACGGACCUCCAAUUGGUUAUGAAAAUGAAAUCAGGUGAUGGAGUUCAUGUGCCAGUACGUCGAGCCUGCGGGGGAGCUCCUGGAGUAUAUUCGUGCCUUCUUGAUGAAGCACAAAAUGCGCACACGAACGGAAGAAGGCUGCGCCGAGGUACUGGCAGUGGUGUCGCAGUGCUUCAAGCACAUGGAGAAGUUCGAGGUGACAACGAUAAGAACUGCAAAAGUCUCGUACUCGUAGUAUUGCAACACAAAUUAGCUCAGCAUGACAAAAGGAAUUUGUGAUGCUGAUUUAUUAGCUUGAAAAUGAAACUCGUCUUGCAUGACUGCGAUUAGUACGAGUACGAUGCUUUUGCACAGGAUAAACGAGCCCGGACAACGAUGGUAGUUCGAACGUGAAGAAAAUUCCCGUCACCGUGACGCUGAUGGACGACACGACGCGGAAAUUUCAAGUCACGGAGCCGAUGCAACUCGCGGACCUGGGUUCCAAGCUGGCCGCCCAGCUGUCCAUCUCCACGCACCCCGCGGAAUUUUCCUUCUUUCAGGUGACGGAGGGGCUGGAUCAGCACCGUUUGAUUCCCGACCACGCGAACGUGUGGGACCUGCUGGCCAAGUGGAACAAGCUCUAUGACGCGACGCGACGGCAGUCGAAAUUUCUCUGGAAGCGCCGCUUUCUGAAACCGAACGAGCUCCUUUCUCCGCACGACAUUAUGCACGCCCACCUCGUCACAAGGCAAGCACGCCUGGAGUGGUUGAAAUAUCCCAUACCAGAGUCGGACGAACAGGUACCUAGUAUGACUUGAUUUCUUGGUGUGGGGCCUACUUCCGUGACUAUAUGAAUGCCAACCUAUGUAUUGCUAUUCCUAUUUCUUGAGUUUCAAUUUGUGCUAAAAAUUGCAGAUCGCUGCUUGCGCUACCGCAGUGUGUUUACUGGAGCGCAGCACGUGGAAAAGACAGCUGGAACAAGGCUUUUCACCUGACGAACUGCGAAGGCUGAUUCCUGAUUCGCACUUGCAGCAAAGUAAAACGAACUGGUCAGAAGCCAUACUGAAACAAUGGGAAACGACCUUUAAAUAUUACGCGAAGCAGCCACCAAUCGAGAUCAUGAGCAGGUAAAGAAUAUGAGCAAUUUUUACGUAUCAGGUUGCUAUCGACAAGCUGCAGCAGGUUUUUCGGAAUUGUUUUUAUCGAAAGUUCAAUUUGUGGCGACCCGCCUCCAGAACAUGACGAAUGAAAUUUCUUUGUGCCCUUACGGUGAUUCAGAGAGAAGAGUGGAUGUCCGAAAUCUGCUCCAUCCACAGGUUCAUGACUACCUUUCAAUCGCUUCGGGUGUACGGGGGUUACUUCUGGUUGGGUGAGCAGACGAUUGAGCUUUCGGAUUCCGAUCGCGCGAUGACGCGCAUGCCUUCCGACAUGCUGAUUGUGAACAAGAAGGAGCCAAACGGGAAAUUCUGGAUUUCCGUCACCCUGGACGGCAUCACAUUGGUCUCCACCGACCGCGAGUCCAAUUUUACGCGCAAAUUUUCAUACGCGGAAGACUCCCAAGAAAGGCUGCUGAGGUACUUACUUGUCUGUUGUCGUGAGAGCAUCGGACUACGACGUUGUACUCCAAAUAAGAUGAAGUUCACAUCGGAGAAAGAUGAACACCAACAGAUCUAUUGCAGUUUUCUAAAGUGGAAUUCUUGCAAUGGGAAUGGAAAUGCUUGCUUUAUACUUUCAGAUGGGGCGCGAAGGGGAAUCUGCUGCAGCUGGUGGUGCAGGCCUUUGGCAGUAAGCGAGAGCAAAAGAUGAAGGGUCGGCUCCCACUCACGGUCGUUUUUUACUGUCCCGCUGCGAUCGACGUUGCCUACUUGAUUCACAGAAUUUCCGCGGAUUGCUUUCUAGGCCAGGCAGAAGAGCAACGGGCGAAGGAGGAGGAGGAAAAAGAACGAAAAGCCAAAGAGGCGCGGAAAUUCCUACAGGACGCACAGGCUGCCAGUAAGGAAACCAUGCGUCGCGAGAAGAAGGAAAAAAAAGAAAAGAAGGAAAAGAAAAAGGAGAAAAAAGAGUCGCGCGACGACGGGGCGGAAAAGAAAAAGAAGAAAAAGGAAAAGCGAGAACUACGCGAGGAGGACGCAGCUGCUGAGAAAGAGAGAAAGCCUGCUUCCGCGCGAAGCCGGGACUCACCGUCGCUAAACCAGAACGCGGAUCUCAUCGGUGCGUGA